AUGAAGGCAUCACAGGUUUUUGAAGUAGUUCUGAAUCCUGAGGCAGUUGGAGGUGAUGAUAUUGGUCUUGGGAUUCUUGAUAGUUAUCUUUUAUUCGCUAUAUUAGAUGAUAUUAUUCCUAUAUUAGCUACAUUAGGAUGUUAUAUUCCUAGAAACAAUAAAGCAUUUUAG
Funneliformis geosporum is the source of this 171-nucleotide messenger RNA. NCBI's taxonomy places the organism in Eukaryota, Fungi, Glomeromycota, Glomeromycetes, Glomerales, Glomeraceae. The record is from the annotation of a GenBank genome assembly.